AUGUCUGCCGACACGUUACCAAGAAGCGUCACCUACUGCGGAGUAUGCAGUCUACCACCCGAAUACUGCGAGUUCGGCGGCACGACGAAGAAGUGCCAAGAAUGGCUUGAAGAAGAGCACCCCGACAUGCACGCGAAGCUAUACUCGCAAGAAACGCUAGAACAAAACCUCUCCUCCCUCUCCCUCGAAGCGCAAAAACGCGCAGAAAAAGACUCCCAAAAGAAAGCCGCAAAAGCCGCAUCAGCCGAAGCCCGGGCGGCCGAAACACGCGCCUCAUCCAAGAUCCUGAUCAAGCGCAUCGAGCGCAACAAGCGCAAGUACGUGACCGCGGUGCAGGGGCUAGAAGCAUUUGGUCUCGACAUCAAGAAGGUAGCCAAGGACUUUGGCAAGAAGUUCGCGACGGGCUCCAGUGUGACGAAGAUCCCUGGCGGUGGCGAGGAGAUUACGGUCCAGGGCGAUUUGAGCGAUGAUAUUCAGGACUUUUUGGUCGAGAAGUAUGAGAAUGUUCCCGAGGAUAAUAUUGAGCUUGUUGAGGAUAAGAAGAAGAAGAAGGAUGCUGCGGGGGGUGGGGUUGUUUGAGGGAGGAAGGGAGGGAUUCUUGUCUUGGGGUAGAGCGUCGAUUAGUUCGAGGGGAUAUGAUGACGGAUAUGAAUAGAGAGAGAGAUUUGGGUUGAGGGCAUAGUAUGGGUGAUGGCAUCAAGGGAGGGAUUCUGUAUCUUUCAGUACGGCCUCGGAAAUCCAAACCGCCUUCCCGUCUCACUCUGAACAUGUCAUACUAUAAGGAAUCUCCCUAUCUUUCCAUUGUUUCAAGUUGACAAUUGAAAGCUAUCAAUCCAACCUUCACAUCG
Dothidotthia symphoricarpi CBS 119687 is the source of this 848-nucleotide messenger RNA. RefSeq names its product RNA binding protein-like protein Tma22. The transcript has 4 exons. Gene Ontology annotation, biological process: formation of translation preinitiation complex; translation reinitiation. NCBI's taxonomy places the organism in Eukaryota, Fungi, Ascomycota, Dothideomycetes, Pleosporales, Dothidotthiaceae. Gene Ontology annotation, molecular function: mRNA binding; translation initiation factor activity. The record is from RefSeq and is a predicted model, not a curated record. The coding region runs from base 1 to 579 and encodes 192 amino acids.